This is a messenger RNA of Homarus americanus (American lobster), 837 nucleotides long. RefSeq lists its product as uncharacterized. The transcript has a single exon. NCBI's taxonomy places the organism in Eukaryota, Metazoa, Arthropoda, Malacostraca, Decapoda, Nephropidae. The coding region runs from base 1 to 822 and encodes 273 amino acids. Gene Ontology annotation, molecular function: protein binding. The record is from RefSeq and is a predicted model, not a curated record.
AUGAUUUUUUUCUGCUACUCUACAGGACAAAUGGGGAAGAACACAGUAAACAAUCGAAAGAAAAAGUUAGCAAAAUUACGCAAAAAGUCUGCUGCGACCCUUAAUGUAGCAUCACUGACAACAGAUGAACUUUUAACCCGUGCUCAGGAACAAAUAGAUUGUUUCCAUUAUGAAAGAGCUCAGUACUUAUGUCAAGAAGCCUUAAAACGAGAUCCAGAUAAUGUAUCAGCACUGGAGACAUCAUCAAGUUUAUGUCUUGAAGUUGGAAACCUAGAUGGAGCUAAACAUUGCUUGGGACGAGCUAUCACAUUAAAAUCAGAAGAAGGUUAUGCAAAGUACAUGUCCAUGGCCCAGUUACUGGAAGGCAAAGAAUCUCUCCAGUGCUAUCAAAAGGGCAUUGAAAUUCUAACUAAAGUUAUAACUGGGCUUCAACACUCAGUUAAAGAAAACAAAGCAAAAUGCUCUGAGAAUAAUUCUAAUGAUAUAUCAGCUACAAAACCAGAAAUGGCAGCAGAUGAAAAUGAAUCUAAAGAUGAUAGUAAAGAGACAAUUAUUGGAGCUACAAAGACUGAAAAUGACCCACUCCCCUCAAGUUCCUUGGUAGAACCUGAAGGCAAUAUGGCAGACCUUGUUCGGCAACUUUCUACUGCAAAUUGCUCUGUGGCAGAACUAUUUAUGACAGAUUUAUGUGAUGAAGAAGGUGCAGAGGAACAGUGUCGUUCUAGUAUAACCAAUGCCAUUCAAGCUGAUUCCAACAAUCCAGAGGCAUAUCAGCUUAUGGUAAGUAGCACAAUAUUUUUUUUUCAUAAAUCUCUGAAUUAAUAUAAAAUUAGAAAA